UUAAAGACACACUUCGGUUAGAGUUGAAAAGGCAGCAGCAGAAUGUGGAAGAACGCAAGAACAUUAGGCAGAGGCAGUUUCGGGUUAGUCUCUUUAGCCAUAUCACAGCCAAACGAUGACUCAAAGCUCAAUCUUCCAUCUCUAAUGGCUGUGAAAUCCGCAGAAACUUUCCAGCACCAUUCACUACAGAAAGAAUCCAACUUGCUAACCGAACUCAACGACUGUCCCAACAUCCUUCGUUGCUACGGCAGCUUCAUCAGCAAUGACGACGACAACAACAGCGUCCCUCUCUACAACAUAAUCCUCGAAUAUGCUUCCGGUGGCAGUUUGGCCAAUCGUAUAAACACCUCACCCGGUGGAUUAUCAGAUUACAAAAUCAUAUGGUACACGAAAUCGAUAUUAAUAGGACUAAGUCACAUUCACAAAAAGGGCUAUGUUCACUGCGAUAUCAAGCCUCACAACAUCUUACUAGUGGGAGGACCGCUGCCAUUCGGUUUGAGGAGGAACAAGGUCGAGCAAGAAACUGUAAAAAUUGCGGAUUUUGGGCUGGCAGAGAAGGCGGGAAAGAAGCGAAAAAUCGAAGGUACUGCUAUGUAUAUGGCCCCGGAGUCUGUAGUGUACCGAGAAUAUGAGUCUUGGGCUGAUAUUUGGUCACUUGGAUGUACAGUUUUGGAAAUGAUUACUGGGGAACCAUGUUGGAAGUGCGAGCCGGGUACAGAGACUUGUGCUCUGCUGUUUAGGAUUGGUUUUACAGAACGAGUUCCGGAAGUGCCGAGUUGGGUUUCCAAGGAGGGGAAGGAUUUCUUAAGGAAGUGUUUGGUUAGAGAACCCAAAUCGCGGUGGACUGCUGAUAUGUUGUUAGGGCAUCCGUUUGUUUCUUCCAAGAUCAUAAUACCAGUUAGGGGAUUAAUGAAAAAAUAUUGAUUAUUCUUCUUUUUAUGAAGAAUUAUUGUACCGAUAUAUGUUAGUUAUUUAUUUAUUUAUUUAUUUUUUCUUUUCAAGUUGAUGCAUUUCGGUUAUUCAGCCAAA
Camellia sinensis is the source of this 1029-nucleotide messenger RNA. RefSeq names its product mitogen-activated protein kinase kinase kinase 20. Gene Ontology annotation, biological process: signal transduction; protein phosphorylation. Gene Ontology annotation, molecular function: ATP binding; protein kinase activity. Lineage: Eukaryota; Viridiplantae; Streptophyta; Magnoliopsida; Ericales; Theaceae. The record is from RefSeq and is a predicted model, not a curated record.